ACGCCAUUUACGCUGCACCAACGCGCGUAAUUUACCAAUACCCAUCACCUUCAUCUCCACUAACCUUCCAACAACAUGACUGGACGCGGCAAAGGUGGCAAGGGUCUCGGAAAGGGUGGCGCCAAGCGUCACCGCAAGAUUCUUCGUGACAACAUCCAGGGUAUCACCAAGCCCGCUAUCCGUCGUCUCGCUCGCCGUGGUGGUGUCAAGCGUAUUUCAGCUAUGAUCUACGAAGAGACCCGUGGUGUCCUCAAGACUUUCCUCGAGAGCGUUAUCCGUGACGCCGUCACCUACACCGAGCACGCUAAGCGCAAGACCGUCACCUCCCUCGACGUCGUCUACGCCCUCAAGCGCCAGGGCCGUACCCUCUACGGUUUCGGUGGUUAAACAUCUCAUCUUCUCGUCACGACACAUCGGCGCCCGGCAUCGACGGCUUCUCGCGGCUUCUUGGUCGGGGAUUGUCCGCAUGGUCACACAUUGUUUAUGGAUAUGAUCUGGUCACGGCUAUCGGUCUUCACGGCGUUAUGUUCAUGGGUGGUUUGGAAAUGAUCAAUAUGAAGCUUCGAUCUUCACUUAGCUAGUUCAGUCAAUGCAUACAUAUUCAUGCA
This is a messenger RNA of Alternaria rosae, 608 nucleotides long. Its product is annotated as histone-fold-containing protein. The coding region runs from base 76 to 387 and encodes 103 amino acids. The record is from RefSeq and is a predicted model, not a curated record. Gene Ontology annotation, cellular component: nucleosome. The transcript is spliced from 3 exons. Lineage: Eukaryota; Fungi; Ascomycota; Dothideomycetes; Pleosporales; Pleosporaceae. Gene Ontology annotation, biological process: nucleosome assembly. Gene Ontology annotation, molecular function: DNA binding; protein heterodimerization activity; structural constituent of chromatin.